Molecule: messenger RNA, 1740 nt
Organism: Patiria miniata (bat star)
Lineage: Eukaryota; Metazoa; Echinodermata; Asteroidea; Valvatida; Asterinidae
Product: zinc finger protein OZF-like
Exons: 3
Coding region: 187-1578 (463 amino acids)
Biological process (GO): regulation of transcription by RNA polymerase II
Molecular function (GO): RNA polymerase II cis-regulatory region sequence-specific DNA binding; DNA-binding transcription factor activity
Source: RefSeq, a predicted model, not a curated record
ACCGCUGAGCGUGAAGCGCGCCCUCUAUUUAAACUAAAAAGGCGCGGAAUUAGAAGCAGGCAGGUUGGAUCGGGCGAUCGGAUGCUUCCUGGAUUCCUCUUGGGUGAAAUCACAAAGAUUGUGUUCUCCAAAUACAUGUACAAACAAACAUUAAACAGAGAAAAUUGGUCUUGCGACAUCUGAACGAUGUCAAUUAAGAAGAGUCGCCCAGUGUGUGACCAGCAGAAGUCUUCCAUUGGACCAGACAGAGAAAAUCCAACCAAUGAAGAGUCACAGGGCUGUGAUAGAGGAGCUGUCCACAGAAUGGAGAAGCCGUAUGUGUGUGAAUUUUGUGACAUGGGGUUUAUAACUCAUGACCAACUGACAUGUCACAGACGAAGACACACCGACGAAAAGCUGUAUGUCUUUGAAGCUUGCGGUAAGGCUUUCUUCACAGCCGCUGAGGUGGAACGGCAUAGUCCCAUUCAUACCGAGGAAAAACCAUAUGGAUGUGACAUUUGUGGCCAGAGUUUUGAACAGACAGCGUACCUGUGGAGACACCAGAGUGUUCAUUUGGAGAAGCCUUAUAAAUGCAGCAUCUGUGAAAGAGCUUUCACAAGGCAGGGUCAUCUUCGCAGGCAUCAGAAGGUCCAUGCAACAGAAAGACACGACUGUGGCAUUUGUGGCCAGAGUUUUUCACAGACAAGUGACCUUGUUAGACACCAGAGUAUUCAUUUGGAGGAGAAGCCUUAUAAAUGCACCAUCUGUGACGGAGCUUUCAAACGGCAGGAUCAUCUUCGCAGGCACCAAAAAUUCCAUGCAUUAGCCAGAUCAAACGUAUGUGACAUUUGUGGCCAGAGUUUUGCAAAGACCGCGUACCUGUUGAGACACCGGAGUAUUCAUUUGGAGGAGAAGCCUUAUAAAUGCACUUCCUGUGACACAGCUUUCAGACGGCGGGAUAAACUUCGCAGGCACCAAAAAGUCCACGGAACAGGAAGACCAUACGAAUGUGACAUUUGUGGCCAGAGUUUUGCCCGGGCAAAGUACCUGUCGGUACACCAGAGUGUUCAUUUGGAGGAGAAGCCUUAUAAAUGCAGCAUCUGUGAAAGAGCUUUCACAAGGCAGGGUCAUCUUCGCAGGCAUCAGAAGGUCCAUGCAACAGCAAGACACGACUGUGACAUUUGUGGCCAGAGUUUUUCACAGACAAGUGACCUUGUUAGACACCAGAGUAUUCAUUUGGAGGAGAAGCCUUAUAAAUGUACCAUCUGUAACAAAGCUUUCUCAAGGCAGGAUCGUCUUCGCAUGCACCAAAAAGUCCAUGCAACAGCCAGAUCAAAUAACUGUGACAUAUGUGGCCAGAGUUUUGCGAACAUAGCGUACCUGUCGAGACACCAGAGUAUUCAUUUGGAAGAGAAGCCUUAUAAAUGCACCAUCUGUGACGGAGCUUUCAAACGGCAGGGUCAUCUUCGCAGGCAUCAAAAAUUCCACUCAACAACAAAACCGUACCAAUGUGACAUUUGUCACAAGAGCUAUAAAGACCAGCGAUCGCUGACAAGGCACCUCCGGUCACACACAGAGGAAAAGCCACGACAUUUGUAGUGGGGUCCGCCCGAUAGUUCGAAGGUUCUUUGGUCUGAAGGUUCAUUAGUCCGAAGGUUCAUUUGUCCGAAGGUUCGGUAGUCCUAAUUUAGAAAAAGGUUAAUUAGUCCGAAGGUUCAAUAGUCCGAAACGAAAAUGAGGUUCACAAGUCCGAAGGUUCAU